Molecule: messenger RNA, 999 nt
Organism: Funneliformis caledonium
Lineage: Eukaryota; Fungi; Glomeromycota; Glomeromycetes; Glomerales; Glomeraceae
Source: the annotation of a GenBank genome assembly
AUGGGAAAAGUAAAUUCCAAAUCUCACUCCUUAAGCGUAUUCAAAUCAAAGAAAAAGCAUCGUCAACAAUUAUCAUCACAUUCAAUGUCAUCUUUAUCAACCGUUUCAUCAUCAUCUUCUGAAACCACUACUUCACAAAAUACCAUCACAUCAUCCGAUGACUCAUUUCAUUAUGUCGGGGAUAGAAAAUUUUGUAAAUUUUCUGAAAAAUUGAAUUACGUAUAUCCUGUCGAUGAGGACGAGUCCGAUAGGAGUCAAACGCAACAUUUUAUGUAUAAGCAUGUAUGGGACGGAAAUUUUUCUGCUCCCGUUGAACAAAUGUUACAAGAUGAGUCCACCAAAGUUUUAGAUAUUGGUUGUGGACCUGGAACCUGGAUAUUAGACAUGGCAUCCGAGUAUCAAAAUGCCCAUUUUACAGGGAUCGAUGUUGCGGAACUCUAUCCAUUAGAGAUCAAGCCAAAAAAUGUUUCAUUCGUUCAAGCAAAUGUUCUUGAAGGUCUACCUUUUGAUGAUAAUACAUUUGAUUUCGUGUAUAUGCGUUUCAUGCUUUUCGCGUUCACCUUGAAAAAUUGGGAGGUUGCUAUAAAAGAAUUGAUUAGAGUCUGUAAACCUGAUGGUUUUAUUGAAAUGAUGGAAAAAGACAUCUUUUGGUAUAAUGAAGGUCCAUUUUGCAAGUCCGCUCGCACAGUUAUGGCGGAUGAAUUAAGAGAACAGAAAAAUAUUGAGGUGGUGAUCACACCAAUCUUACAUAAAAUCCUAUCACAAUAUACUGAAGUAAAACAUGAGGUAAAAAUCAUUCCCUUUGGCGAGUGGGGAGGAAAAUUGGGCACAUUGUACAGAGAAUUAUACUCCUGGGGAGCCAAAAAUUUGAAAACAGUGAUGACUGAUGUCGGAUUCAGCGAAGAUGAAUGGGACGAAACGAUUGACAUUUGUUUAAAGCAAUUGCAAGAACGCAAAAGCUAUGAUAAGAUUCAUAGAUACUGGAUCAAGAAUUGUUGA